CUGUAAAAGCACAUAUACAGAAAGAGAAAAACAAUACAUAUAUAACUGCUUCCUUUUUUGUUGUUGGUUAGGCAAAAAGUGAAACUGCGUUUUUUAUUAAACUAUAUAAAUUUAACAAUCAUGAAGUUCCAAUAUAAGGAGGAUCACGCCUUUGAGAAGCGACGUGCUGAGGGCGAUAAAAUCCGUCGUAAAUACCCCGAUCGUGUGCCCGUGAUAGUCGAGAAGGCACCGAAGGCGCGCAUUGGUGAUUUGGAUAAGAAAAAAUAUUUGGUGCCAUCGGAUUUGACCGUAGGACAGUUUUACUUUCUCAUACGCAAACGUAUAUACCUGCGUCCCGAGGAUGCACUCUUCUUCUUCGUAAAUAAUGUCAUUCCACCAACAUCGGCAACCAUGGGAUCCUUGUAUCAGGAACACCACGAAGAGGACUACUUCCUUUAUAUAGCCUAUUCUGAUGAGAAUGUUUAUGGCGCGGAUCAAUAAACCGACGGCUGCGCUAUAGUUGUGGCAAGCGUUCUAAUGAUCUAUAUAUAUAUAUAUAUAUAUGUAUAUAUAUAUUGAUGGAAUGCAGCUUUCAAAACGAUGCGAAAAAGUAUAUACAAACAAACUUGCAAGCUGGUCUAAAACGGGAAAAGUCAAAAACUAAUUUUCAAAAACCAUAAAAAAACAAGAAAAUCUUUUAAAAUUAUCUAAAAAAAGCGAUAUAUAUUACUAUGUUUACUUACCAAACACCAAAACCAGAAAACGCAGGAAAAACACGAUUAUUUAUAUCUAUUUAGUUAUGUAUUUACAAUUAAAAUGCAAACAAAAAAUUGUGUUAUGUGAAAGAUAAUUUUAUAUAUAGAUAUAAAAAAACAUGUUUUUGGCCAAUAUUUUAUUUACGCUCUCGGCUUCGCCUUGCAAUAUUGUUUGAUUUGACUUUGCCUUUUUUUUAAAUAAAACAAAUUUUGUGCAUA
Molecule: messenger RNA, 953 nt
Organism: Scaptodrosophila lebanonensis
Lineage: Eukaryota; Metazoa; Arthropoda; Insecta; Diptera; Drosophilidae
Product: gamma-aminobutyric acid receptor-associated protein
Exons: 3
Coding region: 121-480 (119 amino acids)
Biological process (GO): autophagosome assembly; cellular response to nitrogen starvation; macroautophagy
Cellular component (GO): autophagosome membrane; autophagosome; cytosol
Molecular function (GO): ubiquitin protein ligase binding; GABA receptor binding
Source: RefSeq, a predicted model, not a curated record